Messenger RNA from Phaedon cochleariae (mustard beetle), 1405 nucleotides. Lineage: Eukaryota; Metazoa; Arthropoda; Insecta; Coleoptera; Chrysomelidae. The record is from the annotation of a GenBank genome assembly.
CACUCAAUAUCUUUCAAAUAUCACGUUGAAGUAAAAUCGAAACCUUGUCUGAAAUUUACGUUUCGAAAAUCGAAAUUUCAAAAUAAGAAAUCCCCUGCCCGAGGCAUUCAAAGAUAAUGCCACACCCUUGGGAAAAUGGAUAGCCUUUGGCAGGACCUAAUCCCCAUUGAAAUAGUGUCAGAAAUCCUCAAGUACCUACCCCGAAACGACAGACUCUCCUGCUACUUCGUAUGUCGAAAAUGGAAAGAAGCUUUGGACCGCAAAUACCUCUGGGAACGAAUUGUUCUGCAUGUCGAUAGAGACUUCCUGGAGCCCAGUACCACUCUUCUUACUAGAGAGUACUACAGGCACAUCGAUAGUCUGGAAAUAGGUUGGCAGAAACCGGUAACGCACAACAGAUGGUUGCCUUUGAAGGUUCAAGACCUGACCAAGCGGGCUGUUCGAUAUCUGUUCAGUCUCAUUGAACACGGAGUCCAGGUGAACAGUCUCAAAAUUUUCGAGUGGUAUGACGUUUACCCUUUCAAGAAAAUCAUCUAUCAUCUAGGACGCUUCGUCAAAAUACAGACAAAACUGGACACCCUGAUUUUCCGCAAUACAAACUUCCCAAAAAACGAGUGCUUCAAAAUUUUGGAUGCCUGUACACUUUCCAAGGAUACAAUUACCCGUUUAGAAAUCCGCAAUAACUUUUACAUAUUCAACACAGCUUUCGACACCAUGGAGUUUGUGUUGUAUUUGAAACAGUUUGCUUUCCUUCAAGAGUUGAAGUUAGAUUACUUCAUUCUGUCGCGACCAAAAGUGAUCGACGUGGUGACUGAAAAUGGAAAAGGUCAACUGAAAAUUUUGGAAAUAUAUUUCGACGAGUCAGACUUACACAGCAUCAUCAUACCAGAGAGAAAAUGGAACAAAUUGAAGAGACUGUGUCCAGACUUGAAAGUCUCUAUCUCUAUAAGAAACAUUUGCCAUUAUGAACAACUGGAGUUCAUAUUUUUGAUGGAAAAGAUGCCACUGAAUUCGUUUUCUUUGAUAGCGAGCCCUAGAUACAACCAAAGAUUCAGCAGAGAUUUUGAGAGCACUCUGAGGUGUCUCAUCAACAACUAUCAUAGAACUUUAGAGUUCAUACGCUUGGAAAUCAAGAACAACAGAGAAAAUUUAGAUGAUGUGCUUCUUGCUCUUAUUUUGAAAUGCCCGAAACUGAAAAAAUUGUUCUUUGAUGGGCUGAUCAGUGACGACAUGUUUCUUUUUCACGAAAUUUUUCGCUAUAAAAAAAGUUUCAAGGGACUGAAUGUGAAAACCAAGCCUCAUAGAAAAAAAUCGUUAACUAACAUUAUACAUCUGUUUUCGAUCGAUGAAUAUAAUUGAAAUCUAGUGUUUUGUUAAUAACUAAUUAAAACUUGUAUGACCCGUC